This is a messenger RNA of Megalops cyprinoides (Indo-Pacific tarpon), 4471 nucleotides long. RefSeq names its product ephrin-B1 (gene efnb1). Gene Ontology annotation, molecular function: ephrin receptor binding. The coding region runs from base 1077 to 2096 and encodes 339 amino acids. Gene Ontology annotation, biological process: axon guidance; ephrin receptor signaling pathway. NCBI's taxonomy places the organism in Eukaryota, Metazoa, Chordata, Actinopteri, Elopiformes, Megalopidae. Gene Ontology annotation, cellular component: plasma membrane. The transcript has 5 exons. The record is from RefSeq and is a predicted model, not a curated record.
AGUGCUUUAUGCUGUAACCAGAGUCAGAGCUGUAGAUUGCGAGCACCAUCUAAAUGAGUGUCCGACGUGACUUUUUCCUUUUUCUUUGUAAAAUUUGCACGUGAAACUGAAAAAAAGCAGCUCUAACCAAGCCGGUUCUCAGUGAACACAACUAGAAUUCCACUGACUUUUGGAAUACGCACUUCAGUACGACUUUCGCACAUGACUUGUAAUGCACAAGACGCUACGGAGAAGAACAUGUUUUGAGAAAAUUCAAGUAAUUGGCAUUUUACUGCGCAGGAGUCUGGAAGGAUAACGAUUACCAAUCCCGGGGGCCAAUUAAGGGAAUUUAGGAUUCUUCACGCUGAAUGCCGCUGAGAAACGCAUUGAUGGAGCACUUUGGAUAGACAUAAACGAAUUCUUUGGAGUUAUUUUUCUUUCAAGAAGUUCACCCUCGGCAUUUCAAAGGAAUGGAUUUGUGUUUACCGUUUUAGACGAGGGACAGCGAGCCACACGCAGCACAUACAAUCAUUGUGCUAAAAGAGCAAACACUCUUCUAAAACAAGGACACUGCACUGAAUGGUAUACAUCACGACAACACUUCAGAAUCGUCAGCAUACUCUGGCACAAGCAACCUGGCUUCCUAAUGCGAAGCGCACAGUACCUAUCUGCAACUCGCAUCCCAACCGCUUCACUGUGAACCAGAAGAAAGCAACUCAUGGAAGUUUAUGAUUAAGGAGUCAACCUUAUUUGUAUUAAUGGAAGGUUGAUUUUAACGCAGUGGUGUUAACUUAGGCCACUUAGAAUUUAUCGUCGCAAAAAAGGAAAACAAAAUCCCCAUACUACUGUCCACCAUAUCCCAUCGCAUUUGAGUUUGCUUUGCAGUUGAAACAAGGACGCGUAUACAAGAAGGGAAGAGUGCAAUAAACAAGGCUUUUAAAGAUUUUCUUUAAGUAUCGAUUACCCCCUUGCUACUGGCGACCAGCUGGCAAGCCGAACUCUAUUCAUUGCUGAUUUGGCUGGUGGGAUUUACGCAGUUAUCAAUCGAUUUGAAUGAUAUAAUCGUUAAAGUUCACCUGAUUGUUUCAUAAACUGUAAUGAGAAUGGCAGGCAACGGGUGCUAUUGGAAGUAUUACCUCUGGAUUUUAACAGCCAUGUGCAGAUCUGCGUUACCAGUAGCGAAAUCCCUGGAAUCGGUGAUAUGGAGCUCGCAAAAUCCCAAGUUUCAGACGGGGAAGGGUCUGGUGAUUUACCCUGAGAUUGGGGACAAGCUGGACAUUAUCUGUCCUAAGGCGGACAUGGGAAGGCCCUAUGAGUACUACAAGCUGUACCUGGUGAAGAAGCACCAGGCAGACACCUGCAGCACGGUCUUGGACCCCAAUGUGCUUGUCAACUGCAACAAGCCGGAGAAGGACAUGAAGUUCACCAUCAAGUUCCAGGAGUUCAGCCCAAACUAUAUGGGCUUGGAGUUCAAAAGAAACGUUGACUACUACAUCACCUCCACGUCCAACGGGACCCUGGAGGGGCUGGAGAACCGGGAGGGGGGAGUCUGCAGCACCCGCUCCAUGAAGAUCAUCAUGAAAGUGGGCCAGGACCCAAAUGCUGUUGUCCCAGAUCCUGUGAUCACUGAACAGCCCAGCAAAGAGCAGGACAAUGCAGUGAAAGACUCCACUACCACCCCUGCCAAGAAGAAAGAGAGGGACGGAGCUGUGGAGCAAGGCAAUACAGACACCAUCAACCAGGAAGACAAAUCCGACUCAAACUCGGCCGAGGGCAUCUUCAGCUCCAAGCCAGCGCUCUUUGCAGCCAUUGGGGCGGGCUGCGUCAUCUUCCUCCUCAUCAUCAUCGUCCUGAUCAUCCUGCUGAUCAAGAUCCGCAAGCGCGCCAGGAAGCACACCCAGCAGCGGACAGCGGCGCUGUCCCUUAGCACGCUCGCCAGCCCCAAGUGCUCCGGCAACGCGGGCUCGGAGCCCAGUGACAUUAUCAUCCCGUUACGGACUACAGAAAACAACUACUGCCCCCAUUAUGAGAAGGUGAGCGGGGACUACGGCCACCCGGUCUACAUAGUGCAAGAGAUGCCCCCACAGAGCCCCGCCAACAUCUACUAUAAAGUGUGAGGAAGACAGUUUAUAGAAUAUUUGCUUUUAGAAAAUUCUGGCCUACCUUUUACUGCCUAGACCUUCAGAUGUUGAUAGACAUUUUUGAUGCUUAAAACAGUGAUGCAGGAAAGAUGUGGAAGGUCUAUGCGGGCACAGUAGUGGACACUCUUUGAUGUUUCUCUGUAGGCCAAAGGCAGGUUGCGCGGGCCUCAACACCUUCUCCUUCUGUUUCUCGCUAAAAGUGUAUUCUCCACAUUUUCGCUGUUCUGUGUGUCUGGAAGGAAAAGGUGCGAUGCUAAUGCAGUUAGGCAGUUUUGAAAUGGAGCAGCCUGCAGAUGAGACACGAACAAGGCGAUCUCAAAUGGAAGCCCUGAGAAUUUUGACCGGUGAGUCACGGACUUCAGAGCUGAAGUGAAGCCUUUAUAGAUCACUUGUGUACCGGGGCACGGAGCGACAACAAAUACCGCAGUGUCAUUUUCACUCUCACGCCAUGAUGUUUUACCUUUAAUGUUUUUCUUGAAAGUAACCACUCUCCUCCCGCAUCAGUGUCUGCCCAUUCAACACCCAUUUUUGUUUUAUUACCAUUAGUUAAAUUAUGUAAUAAAUAUUUCAUUUCCCAUUUUUGCUGUCACUUGGAACAUUCUCAUUCAUGGCAAUUCCAAGAUUGUGUACCUUGCACUUACAACAUGCAGUCAAGCUUACAUGCUUCACAGAUGUGCUGUGUUUCGUUGCAAGCUUUGAGGUUUUCAAAACAUAUCUGGACAUGCGACUGCAGCACGCAGUCAGGAAAUUCAGCCGGAACUGUGUGGGCCUCAUCCCACAUCAAACGUUAAACAGUUGAACAGCUGACAGGCAAACUCGCUGAAGUGUCGCUUGGUCCUGUUAAUUAAGAUGACAGCGAUAAAAGGUUAUGAUGGAUAACCUCUAAAAUGACUCAAGAAAAACAGUAAGGUCAUGUCUCUAAAUUACAGGUCGCUUCUUAUCUGAAAUCCCUCUGAAAUUCUAGGCUGUCUGUCUGGACCCUUGGCUCCAAAACAGCCCAGAAGUACUACUCUUGGUGAGAAAGAAUAACAAGAUCAAAUUUGUUAGACAAAAAGAAACGUGUGGAAGCAAUUAAGAUAUUAUCAGAAAGGAGAGCAGAUGCUUUCAUUUGUACGUUUUUACUUUUUUGGUAUCUGCUAGAAAACUAGAUGCUUCAGAAGCCAGAGAAAUGUGUUGAUCCAGUGACAUAUAAUUUUCCUGGCAGUUGUAGGGAGUGUGGUUUCCUCAUUCUGGGGAGAUAAUUGAUAAGGGUGUAGGCGAUUGUCACAUCAAUGGGCUGGCUCAGCCUGCUUCAGUGCAGGACUUUGUGACUGAACAAACGGCACCCGUUGCACCAACCAACAAUCUGGCGCAUAUACAGCUGGGAAAAGGUGGCAAGAAAUACACGUGUUAGGUGCAUCUCUGAAAGUAAAAUCAUAAUGACAAACAGCUCUGAUCUUCGUCAGCUCAUUGGUGAUGUGAGAGAAAAAUUUUUAAAUCAAUUUCCAGCACCUGAUUCAAGGCCUGCUUAUCCACUGUCAAGGGGUAAAAUACAGAUUAGCAAGAAACAAUAUCAACUACCCAUUUCUCAAGUCUUACUACAGAAAGGAAUUUUAUAAUAUAAAACUUUCUGUAUGUAAACAUGGGUCUUUUUUACCUCAGGUUUGUUCAUAUUAUCUUCUGUAAUCUCACAGAAGUACACCAAUGCUGUGUCAUUUAAAGCCUAAUCUUAUCUUUGCCUUUAACAGUCAUGCUCUAAUGAACCUCUCUUUGUCAGCCCCUGUAAUUUCCCUGGUCUGCCAUUAGUAACACCAUCUGGCUACCUUGACAAAGAAAUGACUCUCAUUUUCUCCAUAGCAGUUCACUGAGGAACAUGGGCAAAACCCAAAGUUGAAACUUUCCUCAGAUUUUGCUCUAUGUCAAACGUUUUAGGUGUCUCCUUUAUAUUUACAGUCUCCUUGUUACGAGGCAAUUCCCCCCGUAAAGGUUUUAGUCAUGCAAUUCGAUUUAAUAUCGUAAACAAGGCACUGACUUACACAUUCAUCGCAGCAGUCAGGUAAGGACAUGCUUUCACACAAGACUGAAAAUAAAGAUUUCCCGCUCGGGAAAACCGCUUGACCCAUCUGUGAACACACAGAAUUUAUGGGAUUUCAAAGCUUCAGCACAGCUGCAUUUUCUGUUGGAACUGUGAAUUAACUGACCCAAAAAUACUACAUUUUAGUUGCAUUGGUCGGAGUGAUAUUGAAAUACACUGUCUGAACAUACCGAUGAUGUCUUUGGGAGGAGCCUAGAUUUUCUUUUCAGGAAAGGAAAAAAAGAAAAAAACUUGCUGUUCUCUAAUAUAUAAUGACAAUGUUUGGGAAUAGCAAGUG